Physella acuta is the source of this 1071-nucleotide messenger RNA. RefSeq names its product phospholipase A and acyltransferase 3-like. Lineage: Eukaryota; Metazoa; Mollusca; Gastropoda; Physidae. Gene Ontology annotation, biological process: N-acylphosphatidylethanolamine metabolic process. Gene Ontology annotation, cellular component: cytoplasm. The record is from RefSeq and is a predicted model, not a curated record. Gene Ontology annotation, molecular function: A2-type glycerophospholipase activity; glycerophospholipid phospholipase A1 activity.
UCGCAGGAUAAUUGAAAAGAGGUAAAAAAAAAAUUCGACAAAGAAGAGAUAUCACACACUAGCCUGCUGUUGUGAUCUAUUAAAUUUUUUCAAGAGGAAUUGAAUCUAAAUCUUAACCAUGGGAUCUAAUGUCAGCGUAGAGGAUCACAACGAGGCAGUCUUUAGAAGUUUAAAACCUGGGGACAUCGUCAAGUUUGACCGUGGAUGGUACAGCCACUACGCUCUCUAUAUAGGUAAAGGUAAAGUGAUCCACCUGACGGCCCCAGACAACGGUCACGGCAUUUCCAGCAACAUCCGGUCACGUCACGUGGCAUCAGUGGCCAGUGUUCCAGUGGACAAGGCUGUUGUAGCAGAAGGUGAUUUUUUCUUUGUGGCAGGCCACGACAGGGCUUACAAGGCCAACAAAGAUGAGUGGCCGAGUUUUGAUGAGAAAGAGGUGUUGAGGAAAGCCAAAUCGAUGCUUGGUGAGACUGAUUAUCAUCUGCUGACCAACAACUGUGAGCAUUUUGUCAAAAAUCUCAAGUACGACAGGAAGGAAAGCGAUCAGGUUCAGACAGCUGCAGGUGCGACAGGUGUGGGGACGUUUCUUUUUAUCGCUGGAGCCGCGACUGCCAUCAUAGCAUUGACGGUACAGAGUUCAAAGAACAAGGCCCAGCGAUCAUAAUUCAUUGCCCGAUCACACUGAAAGUCUAACAAUUAAGGCUGAGUUCUGAUUUGAGCUCACUGAAAGGCGACAAUUAAUGCUUGAUGAUUCUAGUCUGAUCGCAAUAAGCUUAUAUAAAGUAAUGAUAAACUACUGAUUUGAUCGCACUGAAAAUCUGAUAAUUAAAUGUGAAUACUGAUUUGAUGACAACAAAAUGCUGAAAAUUGAAUCUGAAAAUUGAUUUGAUGACCAUAAAAGGCUGACAAUUAAUGCUGAAUACUGACUUGAUCUAAUUAAAAUGAUUUUAAGACUGAUUCCAUCACACUUGAUGCCGAGGUUCAGAGCACAAGACCAAUAGGUGACCUCUGACUUGUCAAUUUGUCACCUAACCGUGCUAUAUGACACCUCAAGAAAUAGUAGAGCAGUGU